CGACUACGAGCCUACGCAUCCCACGCCCAGAUCUUGGCCAGUGAAUACGUUCCUUCGACGCAGGAACUGCAUCCCCAGCUACCAAUUGCUGUGCUGACUACUGACAUCACCCAAUUCCAUGGGUCUGCGGUCGACGAAUCCGGCAGAUCCUUGCUCCAUUCGCAGGCCGCGUACUAUCUCCAUCUUCUCCCGCCUAGUCCUCUGCUCCACUCUUCUACUGGGUGUCAGCUUCAUCUUAAAAACCCGUCCCCAUCUGGUUCCUCUUCUCCCCCACCUAUCUCCCUCCCCUGCCCCUUAUACCCAACCCGCCACCAUGUCGUACCAGCAAGAACGCUACAUUGCCGAACUCGCCGUCCAGCGCGCUACCCUCCUCACCCAGAAGGUCUUCAACGAGAAGGCCAAGGGCACCGUCUCCAAAGAUGACAAGUCGCCCGUCACCAUUGGCGACUUCGGCGCCCAGGCCCUGAUCAUCCAGGCCAUCCGCAAGAACUUCCCCAACGACGAAAUCGUCGCUGAAGAAGAGGCCAGCACCCUCCGGGAGGACAAGGCUCUCAGCGCAGAGAUCUGGAGACUGGUGAAGGACAUCAAGUUGGAAGACAGCGAGAGCGACAACCUCCUCGGAGGCCAAUUGCCUAGCGAAGAAGCGAUGCUGGACAUCAUCGACCAGGGCAAGAGCGCUGGUGGUCCCACGGGUCGUAUCUGGGCCUUGGACCCCAUCGACGGCACCAAGGGUUUCCUGCGCGGUGGCCAGUAUGCAGUAUGCCUCGGUCUGAUUGUGGAUGGUGAUGUCAAGGCGGGAGCCAUUGGCUGCCCCAACCUGCCCGUCAACGACUCCGAGACUUUGUCCUCCGGCAUCGGCGCUGAGCAGACCAGCGGCGCCGGCAAGGGUGUCCUCUUCUCCGCCAUCCAGGGUGUCGGUUCCAUCAGCCGUCCCCUUACCAACGGAGCUCUCGCUGAGAGCAGCUCCAUCUCCAUGCGCCCCGUUCCUGAUAUCGCGCAGGCCGUGUUCUGCGAGGGUGUGGAGGCUGCUCACUCCGCUCAGGGCGACAACGCUGCCGUCGCUCAGCUUCUUGGCAUCACCUCCCCCAGUGUGCGGCUGGACUCCCAGGCCAAGUACUGCUCGAUCGCCAGAGGUGCCGGUGACAUCUACCUGCGUCUGCCGGUCAAGAAGGACUACCAAGAGAAGAUAUGGGACCACGCCGCUGGUGACUUGAUCGUUCGCGAAGCCGGUGGUCAGGUGUCGGAUAUCUACGGCCAGAGACUGGAUUUCAGCAAGGGCAGGACCCUGGCGGCCAACAAGGGAGUUGUCGCCGCUCCCAAGGCCAUCCACGACAAGGUUAUCGGUGCUGUGAAGACCGUUCUGAAGCUGUAAGGGGCUGAUAAUGGAGGAUUUGCCUAUCAUAAAUAUAGAUUCUCGACAAAUUCUGUCAGACCGUGCACGCUAGAUGCGUCUAAAAGUACAUAAAAAAAAGAUACCAAUUGCGAACCAAAAGAACCGUGCUCGGAUAUACAUAUACAGAAAUAAUAAACACAGUUUCGU
Molecule: messenger RNA, 1540 nt
Organism: Aspergillus ibericus CBS 121593
Lineage: Eukaryota; Fungi; Ascomycota; Eurotiomycetes; Eurotiales; Aspergillaceae
Product: 3'(2'),5'-bisphosphate nucleotidase
Exons: 1
Coding region: 119-1372 (417 amino acids)
Biological process (GO): phosphatidylinositol phosphate biosynthetic process; sulfate assimilation
Molecular function (GO): 3'(2'),5'-bisphosphate nucleotidase activity
Source: RefSeq, a predicted model, not a curated record